Culicoides brevitarsis is the source of this 991-nucleotide messenger RNA. Its product is annotated as protein takeout-like. The transcript has 4 exons. Bases 137 to 883 code for a protein of 248 amino acids. The record is from RefSeq and is a predicted model, not a curated record. NCBI's taxonomy places the organism in Eukaryota, Metazoa, Arthropoda, Insecta, Diptera, Ceratopogonidae.
UAAACUCAGACGCAUCACACAUUCUCUCGCGUGUUCUAUAAAUAAAAAAGGGUACAUUUGAAUAGGGAGCUUUAACUGCUUUCAGUAUUUGAAAAAGUGAAAAGAAAAAUUUAUUUUUAAAAUUAUUUCGGGAAAAAUGAGAAAUUUCGUGCAACAAUCUUUUGUGAUCGUCUGUGUGAUUUUAGGAGUAACCGCCAAAUUUCCUUCUGAAUUGCCGCGAUGCAGAGCCGGCGAUACACAAUGUCUCCCGGGUGUCAUUACGAGAGUGUUGCAAUUGGUGAAGGAUGGCAAUCCAGAUAUGAAUUUGGGACCAAUUGAGCCGUUGCAUAUCAACAAACUCGAUAUAGAGCAAGGAGGAAAGUCGCCAAUUCAGGUUACGCUUAAUUUUCGUGAUAUGGAUUUGCAUGGGAUCUCGAAUGGAGUUGUAACGAGAGUUAAUGGCUUCGAAGCUGAUCCCCGUACCUCCAAAUUCGAGAUCGAAGCAAAAGUGCCAAGACUUACAUUAGCCGGAAAGUACAAAAUCAACGGAAAAGUUCUCGUUCUUCCCAUCCAAGGGCGCGGUUUGAGCAACUUAACCAUCGACAACGUCAAUUUGCGUGUCAAAUUCAAGCCAAAAGUCAUCGAAAAGAAUGGAAAAACUUACAUCCAAACCGACAAGUUCAAAUUGACCUUCGACACAUCCAGAUUGUACCUGCAACUCGACAACUUAUUCAACGGCGACAAAGCUUUGGGUGACAACAUGAACGUCUUCUUGAACGAAAAUUGGAAGGAUAUUUUGGAUGAACUCAAACCCGCAGUUAUUGAAGCAUUUUCACAAAUAUUCGCAAGUGUUAUUAAUACCAUCUUUAGUAAGCUCUCGUAUGACGAUGUGUUUGAACCUUAAUUUAAGUUCGACGUGAAAACGUGUCAAAAAGUAUUAGGUACCUAUUUUAAGGGUAUUAAUAAUUUUAUUUUAACUUUAAUUAAUUAAAAUAAACUUAUUGAAAUUUUA